Messenger RNA from Effrenium voratum, 1899 nucleotides. Lineage: Eukaryota; Dinophyceae; Suessiales; Symbiodiniaceae. The record is from the annotation of a GenBank genome assembly.
AUGGGGAAGAUCGCCAGCAAGGUGUGGUCCAGGGGCCUGCUGGGCGGCUUUGGCAUGCCCCAGAUGGAGCAGCAACUCACCGCCCUGGCCGGUUGGAGCCGGGAGGGUCUCAUCCAGGCCUACCAGCACUUCCUGGACCACUGCGAGUUCACCUUGGACCGGCACCAGUUCACCGACGUGUUCCAGUGCUUCCCCGACACCACCUUUGCGGAUGCGGCCUUCCGGGCGCUUCAGCCCAAGAAGGGAAAGCUGGAUGGCAAUACGAUCUUUGCCGCGGCCACUGUGACUUCGAAUCAAUCUUUCAUUUCCAGAGUCUCGCUGCUCUUCAGCAUCUUUGACAUGGACGGCGACGGCACCUUGAACAAGGCGGAGUUCACCCUGGGCCUGCGGUCCCUGCUGCACGGCCUGCGGCUCUUCUUCACCGAGGCGGUGGUGCCUAGCGACAUGGAGCUGGAGGUGGCCACGGAGGACAUCUUCCGAAGGAUAGAUGCCGACAAGUCCGGGUUUGUGACCUUGGGUGAAUUCCUGGUCUACGCAUAUCGCAGCCGCGAUCUCCAUGAACUGGUCCAGAAUAUCCCUGUGGACGUCGAAGAUGUCAGGGUGGAGGAGGACAUGGUGCCGUUUCAGCGGAUCCCCGUGCACCUGUCAGGACCUGAGGCAGAGUCGCCGCGGAAGGGGUCGAAGGAGGGCGCGAAGCACGCCGCCGCCGUGGAGGAUUCCGCGCCUGCCCCUGCCAAGCCGAUGGUGAGGAGGGCUGCUGGAGGGAUUCGCCCACGUGGCUCGCUCGAUUCAGGAGCGUCAGAAGCCGAGUGGCUGCGGAGGGGGUCCAAGGACAGCAUGGCCGCGCAGAAGCGCCACUCCGAGUGUCUCUCCUUGAAGGAGGACGCAUUGUCUCCUGUAAGGAGGGGGAGUCGCCCACGUGGCUCGCUCGAUUCAGGAGCGUCGGAAGCCGAGUCGCUGCGGAGGGGGUCCAAGGAUAGCAUGGCAAUGCGGUCGCAUCACUCAGAAGAUACAGCGCCAUCAACAGCCAGAGGUUCGGUGAGGAGGUUCACUGGAGGGAGUCACGCGCGUGGCUCGCUUGAUGCAGGCACCUGGUGUGGAAGCCUUGCGUAUGUCAAAAUGACCGGGAGGAAGCGAGCUGGCCCCUCCCGUCCCUCGCGCGUUUGGACCCCGCCGGCAGAGGUGUCCAAAGCCCAAGCCUGGCUGCUGUGGAAGUUCUUCCACCACCUGAGCCAGCAUAGCUCGAGGGCGGAUGUGGAGCUGGUCCUCAACUUCUUGCGAGACCCCAUUGCCGUUCGCAAGGAGUUCCUAGCGAUUGCCGGCUCGGCCAAGGCCGAGGACGAAGGGGUGAAUUUUGCACAGGAGGUGGAAGGGCUGGGUGCCCAGUUUCAGCGUGCACUGCUGGAGACGCAGGUGCGCCAGAGGCUGGAGCAGCUGCAGACCCCGCUCACCAUGAGGGGCUUUUUGUGUCUCAGCUUUUUCUCCCUUGUGCCGACGCACAUCGAGAGCAUCCUCGUGUGGUGUGAUGGUUUCUAUGCUGCAGAAGUCCUGCAGAGCCUUUUAAACCAGGAGGCCAUUGCCAUCACCGAGGAGGAGGUUGACAUCAUGCUUCGGGCCCUGGACGUGGAUGGCAGCGGGGAUUUGAGCCUGGCAGAGCUGGUGGCGGGGCAGAUCACGGCGCAGCAGGCGGAGCACCUCUUCGAGAAGUGCCACAGGCGCUUGGAUGCCGCGAUCAGCGACAAGGAUAUAAAGAGCUACAUCCAGAGCUUGAAGAUGGCCCUUGGGAAAGAUGUGAAGGGCGUGUUGCAGACAUUUGCGCAAGCAGCGGAGCCUGCUGCCCCUCACUGUAGGCUAGACACCUUGCAGAGCCUCGACGGCUCUGCGGUAGAGGCCCACUAG